Messenger RNA from Zasmidium cellare ATCC 36951, 807 nucleotides. RefSeq lists its product as uncharacterized. The transcript is spliced from 2 exons. NCBI's taxonomy places the organism in Eukaryota, Fungi, Ascomycota, Dothideomycetes, Mycosphaerellales, Mycosphaerellaceae. The coding region runs from base 1 to 807 and encodes 268 amino acids. The record is from RefSeq and is a predicted model, not a curated record.
AUGCCGUUCGCAACAGUCAACGGCCAUCGGAUCCACUAUCUGGACACUCUGCACAUAGGACACAAGGUUGACGAUGGCAAACCAAUCCUUGUCAUGGUCCAUGGUCUCGGCUCCUCGCAAAACUACUACAUGCCGGUGAUUGAAGAGCUGAACGGUUACCGAUGCAUAGCUCUCACCACAUACGGAGCGGCAGAAUCGAAGUCGAAUGGCGAGAAGCUUACACUGGAGCAGUUGGCCGAGGAUGUGGUGGGGUUGAUGGACGAAUUGAGCAUUAAACAAGCGGUGAUCUGUGGUCAUUCCAUGGGUGGACCGAUGGCUCUUGCAGUCGCGGCUUCACAUCCUGGUCGCGUUCCCGGGGUAGUGGGCAUUGGACCAGUCAACCCAUCAAGCGUGAAGCCGGAAAUGUUUACAUCCAGGAUCGAAACUGUCUUGAAGGACGGCAUGGAGCCCAUGGCCAAUGCUGUGCCUAAGGCGGCGACGAACGCAAAGAGCACGCCCGUCCAGAGAGCGAUGAUCCGAGAACUCAUCAUUGGCCAAGAUCCGAAGUCAUAUGCCUCCCAUUGCGACGUGAUCCUCAACAUGAAAGACCCCGGAUUCUCAUCAAUCAAGGUCCCAGUCCUCAUUAUUGCUGGCGAUGAAGACCAGUCAGCUCCGAUGGCCGGCUGCGAAUAUAUUCACCAGCAUCUUGGAAGCUCUGACAAGGAGCUUAAAGUUUUGAAGGGCGUGGGCCAUUGGCACUGCAUUGAAGCAGGCGAUCGUGUUGCCGAAAAGAUAAGGGCAUUCGCCUCCAAAGCUAUCAAAGUCUAG